GUCGAACAGUACUUCUUACAAAUGCCUACGCAUGGGUAGACCCCGACCUAACCUAACCUACAACCUUUGGCUGUCAACAAUCACAACAGAGCUAGUAGAAGUAGCACGAAAGAUAAUAUCUACAACAUGAUCUAUGAAAAUUUUGAGUUGUAAGUAAGAAUACAAGAUGUCGCCGACGACCAGAAGAAAGUCCUCUUGUACGAGGACGUCUCGAGGGCGCAAACUUUUACUGCCACUAUGCAUUGGUUGUGGAGAAUCAGGAGUCAUUCAUGCGGAAGCGCUAUCUUAAGGCUGUACUAGAUAAUUCAUCUUGUUUGACUUUAUUGAGGGCGCCUUUUCUGCAGCAAGCGAAAAUAAGUUCAUGUAGUUCAUCUUUCUUGAGGGAAAUCGGAUUUGUCUGAAAGGUAUAAUGAUGACCGACGAGUAUCUCCUUAAGGGCGUGGGCGAGAAAGUUAUAAUGCGUAUAUAUGUGAUUGUGAUUAUAAGAGAGGUACAGGAGCGGACAGCUCUAAUCGUCAUCCCGUGAAAGUAGAACUAAGGGGAUAGCAGCUUUGGAUAGCAAGGUGAUCAACCUUGUCUCCACGGAUAGCAGAGUUUCGUCGAAGGUCGAAGGCAUCAAUGACGCAGUGGCAGAUGUAGUGCAACCGGCAAUAGACUUAUGACCGCAUCUACUUAUGAAUUGCAUUUGCAAUUGCUGUGAGAGUCUCUUUUUUAGAAGUAGAGCCAGCUCGACGGAUCUCAUCAGCAACACUACUGCCCAAGCAACACACACAUGCCACCUCUUUAUAGAAGAAGCAGAGCCAGCUUGGCGGUUCCUAUCAACAACGCUGCUGCCCAAGCAACACUCACAUCCCCACUCCCCAUUGCAAUAUUUCGCUUGACCCCCGUGAAUGGGUCAACUACCACAACUACCACUACUAAUACUAGGUCUAGGUUAGGGCCGAAUAUUGCAUCUAAUCGAUGCAGUCCAGCCAGCAGUUGAUGCGAUCAAACUGAAGAGAGCAUUGACAUUGUUUCUCUUUACUAGUACUAGGUCUUCCUCUUCACUAUCCUUACUAGUACUGCAGAGAGUAAAUACAAGUUGUACUUCUAGAUUGGGUUUUUAACCACUACCUAGUACUGCCUCUACUAGAAGUACCCUUUUUAGUAGUGAUAGUCUCUGACAUCCCCCUGAAGACUCUUAUCACGAAAAAUGUGAUGAUCCUGCUCAGCACCAAAAAACUUCACUUCGUAGAGAGACUCUGUUAUUCUACCGACAGGUGAACCGCUGACAACCGCGUUUCAUAUGAAAAGGAUGACACCACCGACAAUUGAGAAAAACAGUGAUGAG
Messenger RNA from Amoebophrya sp. A25, 1330 nucleotides. The record is from the annotation of a GenBank genome assembly. Lineage: Eukaryota; Dinophyceae; Syndiniales; Amoebophryaceae.